This is a messenger RNA of Striga hermonthica, 1353 nucleotides long. The record is from the annotation of a GenBank genome assembly. Lineage: Eukaryota; Viridiplantae; Streptophyta; Magnoliopsida; Lamiales; Orobanchaceae.
AUGGGGAAGCGCUUGAGGAAACCGAGAUCGAUCUGCGGCUGCAUCUCUCCCAGAACAUCGUUCAGUAAAUUUCACUCGGUUUUCAGCUGGUAUGAAGUGGAUACGUGGACAGAGAUCGCCAAGUUCUUGGAUGGUAGAUCUCUAGUGAUGCUUGCAGUGACUUGCAAAUGGUUUAAUCAUGUUGUGAUGGAAGACAGCGUGUGGAAGUAUGCAUGUUUGCGUGAUCUUCAGGUUCCUGACCCUGGAAAAGCAACAUGCAACUGGAACAAACUCUAUGCGUCAGCUUUUGAUGGAAGCCACUCUUACUUGUUCCGUCAGCCGGAGAAGCAUAUUGAUUGGAUGCGGAUUGGAGCAUUCUCGUUUGACUCAUCUGUUGCCCUGCUGACUGAGAGCUUAAUUGCACCCCUCAGAAUUCCCAAAGCAGAUACGAAAGAUCAAAUGUUGCAGCAAAGUGGCUGCUGUCUGUUAAACAAUGUCAAAACUGGAAUCUGGAUUGCAGACUUGCAGCUUGUACGGUGUCCUGUUUGCGACCUUGAUACAUGUGAUGGAACAAUGCAAACCUUGGAUGCAAGGCAUAUUGAACUCUUCCUAUGUGAGGGAUUUCAAGAUGGUAGCUGGGAUUAUGAAGUAUUAGGAACGUAUAAUAUCAGCAAGCAUGCUAAUGGUGCUUCUGGUGGAAUUUUUGACAUUAAGCAUCUCAAGGAUAGAUCGACCUCCGCUAUCUUCAAUCUUAAAUCAUGGGUGGGACAACCGAAGGACUGGCAACCAAAAGCUAUGAUUACCCUCCAUGCGGUUGCAGUGAACACCAAUUUGCAAGAGAAUGAAGAGGAUGCGAAGCGAAAGGAGGUGUUUUGUGGGUUUGAGAACAGCACGAGUGAUAGGAUUUUGUGUUUCCUGAUCCUCGAACAGAACUCGGAAGCAUGGCUGCUCGGCAUAUGGCCGCCAUGCAAAUGCCACAGCAGGCAGCAGCACCAGGGUCUGGCACUGGACGGGUCCACUAUAGAGUCAUACGAGAUGGUUGUUGUAGGCGAGAGCCGACACCUGCCACCAGGGCCCAAUGGUGCCACGUCCGACCAGCCACCGUCCGACAGACACCGUCUCUACUCUCGCCUCUCCUCCGACGCAAGGGCUCGACGCCUCGGUUCAAAGGCUUCGCGGUUCGCGCCUCGCCUCGACGCCCUGUCUCCCAGACACGCCUCCGACGCCCCGCUACCUCGACGUCCAGCCGCCUCGACGCCUCACCGCUUCGAAAAACUCUGGUACAAGAAGCAAUCUGAAGGGGUCCUUAUGGUGCGAGAAAGCUCACGGAGGCUCAACCGGUUUAUGAAAGCCUACAGAACAAUUGCCAAGUAA